AUGAAAUGCAGAAAGGCCUGCACGAAAGCCCUUUUGUCCCUUUCAUUAACUCCAGCUGGAAAAACAAUAGACAGUUUUACUAGGGAUAUAAAGCUAGUCAGGGACAAUCCUGCACUCCUCCAAACGUUCUAUGAAUAUAUUUCUAUAAAAUACGGCGUUAGAUGCGAGGUGGGAAUUGGCCUAGUGGAAAGAAUGAUAAUGGUGAACAGCUUUAAACAACUUAUGGACAUAGACGACCCUACCAAUGAUCUUGUGAACAAAAAAAUUCUUUUGUACAGAUGGAUCGGUCCAGAACAUCUAGAAAUCGAGAAUGUAGAGAAGAAUGUGCUAGAGAAUAUUUCUGAAGGAUUUAAGGGUCUUUCUUUUCUCCAAACACCAACGGAAAAGAUAUCUUGUAUAAUGAAUAUCAUAGAAAAGCUAUAUGAAUCCAUUGGGAGAAAUGAGGGACAGGACAAGAUUCUUCCAUCCAUUAUCUAUUGCAUUAUAAAGUCAUCGGUCCCUAACAUGUACUUGGAGGCCAGGUUCAUGGUUCUUUACAGGAGGAAACACACUGAAAAAUGCAAUGAGAGAUGCAAUCAUGGGCUUAACAUUGAAGUCGAUUGUGAAUGCCUUCUUAAUAGGAUAUAUGACGAGAGAGAGGUGAGCUAUUAUUUGACAUCGGUGCAAGCAGCAGUGGAUUUCAUAAGGAGAAUGGAGUUUUAUGACCUCAAAAUAAGCGAAGGUGAAUUCUAUCGAAACAUAAUGGAUGCAAUGGAACUUGUAAGAGAUAGCUGA
Encephalitozoon hellem ATCC 50504 is the source of this 774-nucleotide messenger RNA. RefSeq lists its product as uncharacterized. Gene Ontology annotation, molecular function: small GTPase binding; guanyl-nucleotide exchange factor activity. NCBI's taxonomy places the organism in Eukaryota, Fungi, Microsporidia, Unikaryonidae. The transcript has 2 exons. Gene Ontology annotation, cellular component: cytosol; endocytic vesicle. Bases 1 to 774 code for a protein of 257 amino acids. Gene Ontology annotation, biological process: vesicle-mediated transport. The record is from RefSeq and is a predicted model, not a curated record.